Molecule: messenger RNA, 834 nt
Organism: Brenthis ino (lesser marbled fritillary)
Lineage: Eukaryota; Metazoa; Arthropoda; Insecta; Lepidoptera; Nymphalidae
Source: the annotation of a GenBank genome assembly
AUGAUAUUAUCAAAUAUUUUUCAAUUAAAAGUAUUCGCGCGAACUUCCCCCACACAAAAACUACAAAUAGUAGAGGCUUGCCAAAGACAGGGAGGCGUGGUGGCGGUCACGGGCGACGGCGUGAAUGAUGCACCAGCUCUCAGACGUGCGGACAUUGGGAUAUCUAUGGGAAUAACUGGUUCACAAGUAUCAAAACAAACCGCUGAUAUAAUAUUGAUGGACGACAAUUUCUCCACUAUAGUUGUUGGAAUAGAGGAAGGACGAAAAAUAUUUGAUAACUUGAAAAAAUCCGUUUGUUACAUCCUCAUUUCCAAUGUUCCUGAAAUUAUACCAGUUAUAAUGUUUUUCGUGUUUUCAAUACCAUUACCUCUAGGAGUCAUGACGAUACUAUGUGUAGAUUUAGGUACAGAUAUGUGGCCAGCGGUAUCUUUAUCCCAUGAGGUUGCAGAGCAAGACGUAAUGGCCAGACCUCCUCGCUGCUCGGAAUCACUCGUGUCACUGCGCAUGUUGAGACUAGCGUAUGGCCACCUCGGCCUAGUAGAGGUCGCAGCUGGCAUGUAUGCCUACUUCAUAGUUAUGGCAGAACAUGGGUUCUAUCCUCCCCAAUUAUUUGGUAUAAGGGAGCAAUGGGAUAACGAAGCAGUAAGUGACGUAGAAGAUUCUCUAGGCCAAGAAUGGACGUAUGCGGAACGGAAGGAGCUCGAGCGCGCCUGUCAAGCUGCGUACUUCACGGCUAUUGUCGUCACGCAGAUGAUGAAUGGUGUCAUUUGUAAAACGAGAUUCAAUUCCCUGUUUCAUGUCGGUACGAUUCUUAAAAAAACCUUAAUCAAAAAU